ACUGAAACGUCACCAGCUAUAACUUUAGUUUCAAAAUUUCUGAAAAACGACAUAUACACAACUAAAAACCAUCACUGGAGCAUGUUAAAGAGCUUAUUUUAACUUUUCAGGCACUACGUUUACAGUAUGUUUAAGAACUGGGGGACGUGGCUCGGAAUAGAAAACGAAAAUGCCGAAGUUAAACAAGAAACCGAGUCUGUUGUUGAUGCUGAAGAAGACACGAACUGUGGAGUAAAUAAACCUGCGGAUGAAAGGGAGCAGACCAGUGCUGCCGAGAAAGAUGAUCAACUUCUCCAGAAAGCUAAGGGUCUCGGUGGUUACAUAUAUAAUUUCGCCAGCAGUGCCUCAAAGAAACUGUCUGAAUCCGUUGUUGAAACAGCACAAACCUUGAAGAAAAGUGUGGAGGAGGGAAAGAUUAAUGGAAUCAUUGAUAAGACCAUUUUAGGUGAUUUCCAGAAAGAACAAGAAAGAUUUGUUCAGGAGCAAAAGGCCAAAAAGUCUGGUGCUGCUGUGCCACCGUGGGUAGGUUAUAAUGAAGAGGAAACCACACAGCAACAGAUUUUAGCUCUCUCAGCUGACAAAAGAAAUUUUCUGCGAGACCCUCCUGCUGGGGUGCAAUUUCACUUUGACUUUGAGCAAAUGUAUCCAGUCGCCAUGGUGAUGCUGGAGGAAGAUGAGCUCCUCAGGAAGAUGCGCUUCCAUCUGGUCCCCAAACAGGUGAAGGAGGAAGCCUUCUGGAAGAAUUACUUCUACCGUGUGUCCUUGAUCAAGCAGUCAGCUCAGCUCACAGCUCUUGCAGCUCAACAGGCUGCCGAGCGGAGAGACAUGGAGAAAACUAGCCCCAGUCAUGAGGAGCUUCAUCAUAUAGCAGAUGUAGUUAAACGGAAAUCUCCCCCAGCCAUCCACAGAACUAAACCAAAGUCAAGUGAGGAUGAAGAAGAGAUUUCCACCAGUCCACCCGUGUCUGAAUUUGUAAGCGAUGCCUUUGACUCAUGCAAGAUAAACGAGGCCGACCUGCGCAAAGAAAUGGAACAGCUGGUCCUGGACAAGAGGGAACAUCCAACCCCACAGGAGGAGGAGACUGCAGACUGGGAGCGAGAGCUGCAGGAGGAGCUUCAGGAGUACGACGUGUUGGCUGAUAAUGACAACCGAGAUGACAACUGGGACAGAGAGAUUGAAGAGAUGCUGAAGGAGGACAGUUAGAGCAACUACAAAGACACCUACAACUUAAACUGUUUGAAGGACACCUUUCAGAUCAGAAACUAUGUAAUGAUUUACUACAGCAUUGGUCCUCACUGAAUUUCGGCUGAAUUUCAAUAACAUUUCGGUGUCCAAUUAACAUGGCCUGAGUAGUUUUACAGGUAAAUAGCGGAGAAAAAAAUGUCCUGGAUCUCAGGUUUAUAAUGUGAUACUGUGAGAAGCUUUCACAAAAGACUGAAAAUUUGCCCAGGCAUGUAAAAGAUAACUGUAAAUACUAGAAGUACUGUAAGGCUAAAGAGUCAAACUGACUCUGCAAUAUUUGUUACACACCAAUAUCUAUGUAAAGUUUGCUACCAUGAGCCACCAUAAGGAAAGGAUAAAGGAAAAUUUGAGCGUGAAACAUUUAAUUUCCUGCGUUCUCAAGAAAUUUUAUGCACCAACUUGUACCUUUUCUGCUCCAAUUUAUGGUGAAAACUUUUCUAUUUAUGUAAAGAAAAAGUGUAUUCAGUAGAUGACUGAACAUAUGUUUUUAUGAUCCAAUGCAUCGUCUUCUCUGUGCCGCUCCAAACAAGCAUUCUUCCUCCUAUUUACCCAACAUUUUGUGUUCAUACUUAUAAAAACUGCAGUUUAUGUUGUCACAUUUUAUUAAACAUUAACUUUAUUAUUA
Molecule: messenger RNA, 1867 nt
Organism: Amphiprion ocellaris (clown anemonefish)
Lineage: Eukaryota; Metazoa; Chordata; Actinopteri; Pomacentridae
Product: synapse-associated protein 1-like
Exons: 9
Coding region: 127-1203 (358 amino acids)
Cellular component (GO): cytoplasm; synapse
Source: RefSeq, a predicted model, not a curated record